AUGAGGAUGAUAGCUCCAGCUCAGCCCCCCAUGCACCACAACCAGUCCCCAUCUUCACCAUUAUCAGCAAACUCCCCUGCAGUAGACUUCAGUCCACCUUUAAUAGCAAUGGUUGUCGUCGUCGCCGCCGCCUUCGUCAUUGUAACCUACUCCCGCCUCCUCACUCGCCACCUAUCACCUCCCAUCCACCGCCUAAUCCAACGCUUCCACAGCCGACGUUUCCUCCCUCCCUCAUCCUCAUUAGGUGACAUCGAAUCACUGCAAUACGAAUCAUCAACGUUCGAGGCUCCCCACACCUUCGGCUUAGACGAAUCCAUCAUCAAAACCAUUCCGUUCUUUAUCUAUACAACUAAAUACGAACAAGAAUCUCUCCGUGACUGCGCCGUUUGUUUACUUGAAUUCGAAGAUCAUGAUUAUGUACGCACUCUACCUCUCUGUUCGCACACUUUCCAUCUCGAUUGUAUCGACGCUUGGCUUCGUUCGCACGCUAACUGUCCUCUCUGUCGCGGCGUUCUUCUCUGUGAGUCUCCUUUCAGACCUCUCAUGGCCGCUAGAAUCCGUCCAUCGUUUCAUGACCAAACAAAUAUCAUCCACCUCGAUACGCCUGUACAACCGGUGCCGGAGAUUACUCCUCAUUCUCCGGUUAUGAAUAAUGCUGAUGAGAAUCGGUUUAUCAGACGGGAGGAUUUUCUGUUGAAACGCUCUUAUUCGUUUGGGUUUGAGAGGAGUUUACCGUCGGAGAGAAUGGUAAUCGACCCUGCCGCGACCUCCCCAUGGCGGUACCGGAGGGGGAGCACUAGUUUCUGGAGUAAAAGACCGUCGCCGUUUGGUUCAUUAGGGAAGUCGAGAGUAUUUUCGUUUAGAUAUUAUAGAGGAAUGAAAUCUCCGUUUUUCCGCCGGAGAGGUUUUUUCCCGUUGUCGGAGUCAAGUGUUAGGUACGCCGACGGAGGAACCUCGUGGCGGAGGAGCAAGUCAAUAGCAAGUCCAAUGUUCUUAAGAUCAUCAGCGGCGGUAUUCUCGUCUAGCCGUUUAAGAUGCGGUGAUCCUGAAGCGUUACUCUCGCCGGAGAGGUUCAACCGUCGACGAUGA
Lathyrus sativus (Indian pea) is the source of this 1089-nucleotide messenger RNA. The record is from the annotation of a GenBank genome assembly. Lineage: Eukaryota; Viridiplantae; Streptophyta; Magnoliopsida; Fabales; Fabaceae.